Molecule: messenger RNA, 3073 nt
Organism: Rattus norvegicus (Norway rat)
Lineage: Eukaryota; Metazoa; Chordata; Mammalia; Rodentia; Muridae
Source: RefSeq, a predicted model, not a curated record
GUCUCGCUCCGCAGGAAGCACGGCCCACGCCGUCCCGAGGGCUCACUCGGCCCGCACGGUGCGGCCGUUCAAACCGGCGAGUGUGCGUCGCCAGCGUCCGGCCAGCCUCACUGCUCCCGCCACGCCGGGCCCUCGCUGACUUCUUCUCCGCGUCCGACGCAACCAGCAGCAGCGCUGCCGCCGCGUCCUUUACGACCGCCCCGUCUUCCCACGGAUGUGAUCUUCGUGGUGGGAAACCAAGUUUCUAAACUACCCCAAUGGAUGCAGACAGUGAUGUUGCAUUGGACAUUUUAAUUACAAAUGUAGUCUGUGUUUUUAGAACAAGAUGCCAUUUGAACUUAAGGAAGAUUGCUUUGGAGGGAGCAAAUGUAAUUUAUAAGCGUGAUGUUGGGAAAGUAUUAAUGAAGCUUAGAAAACCUAGAAUUACAGCUACAAUUUGGUCCUCAGGAAAAAUUAUUUGCACUGGAGCAACGAGUGAAGAAGAAGCUAAAUUUGGUGCCAGACGUUUAGCCCGUAGUCUGCAGAAACUAGGUUUUCAGGUAAUUUUUACAGAUUUUAAGGUUGUGAAUGUUUUGGCAGUCUGUAACAUGCCCUUUGAAAUCCGUUUGCCAGAAUUCACAAAGAACAACAGACCUCAUGCCAGCUAUGAACCUGAACUUCAUCCUGCUGUGUGCUAUCGGAUAAAGUCUCUAAGAGCUACGUUACAGAUAUUUUCAACAGGAAGUAUCACGGUGACAGGUAACCUGGACUUGAUGCACACCUGUUCCGAACUGCAUCACUCGCUUCUCAUGGAUGCCGCGCUGUCUUGUGUGGGCUCACGGUCAUCCUCAUCAGGUGUUCUUCAUGCUCACAUGGCUGUGUCUGCCGCACAUGGUCUCAGUGUACUUAGGACACAACUGUACUUGCAGACAUUUGAAUAGGAAUAUCCCACCAUAAUCUUCAUAGUAUAACUUUUAAUGUAUGCAAUAUUACAUUUAAAUUAUGUAGGAGAAGCCCAUUUUUUCAGGUCUGGAGAUAGAUAUUCAGUAUAACUAAUUUCUGUUAUUUUCUCCAUGUGCUUCCUUGUCUCAUUUGACUCCACCAAGUACUUGGAUGGGGUAGCUUCAGUAGGUAGUGCACAUGUCCAGGAAGGCAUUUGCUUGCAGUUUUUGGUUUUUUUUUUUAAAGAGUACUGUGAUAAUAAAUUAUACUUGGACAUACUUUAGGAGUCAGGCCCUGAAGACAAAAUGGUCUAAGAUAGAUUAAGGAAUCUUGUUGAAUUUUUUUUUUUAAAUAUUUAUUUUGUACAUGAGUACACUGUAGCUGUCUUCUGACACACCAGAAGAGGGCAUCAGAUUCCAUUACAGAUGGUUGUGAGCCACCAUGUGGUUGCUGGGAUUUGAACUCAUGACCUCUGGAAGAACAGUCGGUGCUCUUAACCACUGAGCCAUCUCUCCAGCCCUUUUUUUUUAAUUCUCAAGUGAAUGAAGACUCAACCAAUCAGCUGCAGUUAACUCAUGCCAUGUAUUUUUCCUUCUUCUCAAAGCCAAUUGCCAGGCUCCUGCCUGAAUCUUAAAAAUGAGGCAGAGAAAUUGUUCUCUUAUUUCAGAUGCUUCUAAACUUCUGAGUAGCACAUUGUAAACCUAAAGAGGCCUUUAGUCCCAGCACUGAAGCAGGCAGAUCUUUGUGGGGCCGGUCUGGUCUACAUUGUGAGACUCUGACUUAAGGGCAGGAGGGACGGUGAUAAACAGGACACUGUAGCAAACUUAAGAAAACUGAGCUGCUUAAUUACUAGACUUUGUGUUUGACUGACUUUUUUUUAAGUAUAAUUAUCGAAUUGAUAGGUUAAAUACCUUACCAAACUGAAGACAGUUGACCUGAUUAUUACCAUGCCAUAUAUACAUAAUGCAGAAUCUCCUGUGAAUGUAUGGUUCCUGAGAGCGUUGUACAGUGGGUGAGGCGAGCCAGAAGGAGUGGGUCAGGAUACAGUGUGUGCAGUGCUAGGGGAGCUUACAGUCGGUGGGCAGCUAAGCUUUCAUGACUUUUCAAGGGGUGAUUAUAUUAUUCGCAAGACUGCUUUGUUCACACGUUUAAGAAACGUUUCUUCAUUUCGUGUUCCUUUUGAUCAUGUAAAUGUGCGAGUUCCAUGGACUAAUUACUCCAUUGCAUGGCCUUGUCACCUGAUGCUGCCUCCAGAAUUCUGCUGAAUUAAAUAAGCUCUGAAGUCAGUGGUUGCCUCCGUGCUGGCGUGAGCUGAGCACUUUCAGAGCCUACAGAGAAAGAGCCAGAGCUUGGGUAGCGGCCUUCCAUCUCCUGGCUGUUCUCCUCGGCCUGUGCCCCUCAGAGCAGUUCUUCGUGCCAGUGCCAGAAGCUUAAGCACAUGACGCUGUGCUUUAAAACAGUGUACUGCCUGGGUCUUACUCUGACUGUGUUCGUGACUUUGUAAGUGUGCAGUAGUGUUGUGAACAGGCCUGAGCUUCUAAACCAGGGGAGUGAGUGUGUCUAACUCCGGGAAAUCAGUGCCCCUCUCUGGCCUGCUCUCAACCCUUCCUCCUCCUCCUUGUUACAGGGCCCAAUGUAAAGGCUGUGGCCACAGCCGUGGAGCAGAUCUACCCAUUCGUGUUUGAAAGCAGGAAGGAGAUUUUGUAACUCAGACUUCGUUGGUUAGAGUCUCUAACUGAGCACCAUUUGAAACCUGCUGCACAUUGGACUCGAAACACAAGGAAAACUGGACCAACAGUGACUGAGGACAGAGACUCGUACUCACGGCUACAGUGUAAGCUCCAGUCUCUUUGGAUUUUACUUCAACCUUUGCUGUAAUAUAAAAAGGAAGUUUACAAGACAUGACAUUGCUGCUUUUACAAAAGGACGUUCUAUUUAUUUUCGCAGUGAUCUCAUGUCCCCACAGGCAGAGCUGUCGCAGUGUGCACUACCUUACAGUUGUUUUAUUGAUGUCAUUAUUUUUCCAGUUGGAGCUAAUGUGUUUGAUUUGUGAAUAGUCUUUUACAUUUUUGUAUGCUGAAUAUAGGCACCAAAGAACCUGUAAACGUUAUCUUUUUAAAUUGAAUGUGCACAAAUAAAAGUUUGGAAAAGA